Messenger RNA from Paramecium pentaurelia, 543 nucleotides. NCBI's taxonomy places the organism in Eukaryota, Ciliophora, Oligohymenophorea, Peniculida, Parameciidae. The record is from the annotation of a GenBank genome assembly.
AUGAGUAUUAAGUAGGUUCACCCAACAAAGGAAAAGGAAGAAUAGAAUGAAUUUAAAAGGGAUUGCAUUAGAGUAUGCAGUUCGGUUCAAAUAUUCAAUGAUCUUAGAAAAAGAAGAGUAAAAGCCAGAGAAGCUACAUAAAAAAUUUUCCAAAAAUUGGAGAAUUUUUCAUUUAAUUUCUUUAGUCAAUAAUAUCAGCAUAUAUUAUAACCAAAGGUUAGUUAGUUUACAAGUUAAGAUCUUAUUAUGGAAGAGGAAGAUGUUUUAGUAUUGGAAGGCUUCAAAAUUAAAUUUAAUAGGGCUAUAAGAGGAUUAUUAAUAAUCAUGAAUUUUUUACUUACUUUUUAAAUCAGACAAAGAAAAAUAAUAUAACUUAAUAAUCAAUUACAAAAUAAUAAAUUCCAUUUCUCCCUCACCUUUAAUUUAUUUCUGGAAAAUUAAGACAGAUUUUCCUAUAAAGCAGGACAGUAUAUCUUUAAUACAUCCCAUUCUAACUUAAGUUCAAUAAUUAAUUAUAAUAAGAGGUUUAAAUUAUUUUAAUGA